Messenger RNA from Gilbertella persicaria, 2220 nucleotides. Its product is annotated as armadillo-type protein. The record is from RefSeq and is a predicted model, not a curated record. Gene Ontology annotation, cellular component: integrator complex. Gene Ontology annotation, biological process: snRNA processing. The coding region runs from base 1 to 2220 and encodes 739 amino acids. NCBI's taxonomy places the organism in Eukaryota, Fungi, Mucoromycota, Mucoromycetes, Mucorales, Choanephoraceae. The transcript has 12 exons.
AUGAGCCUGACUCAGAUGGAAAUACAGAAAAUCAUCAGCAAUUAUGCAAGGGACAGUGAUCCCCGAGUGCGGAAAAGUGCAUUAGAUGCUUUAUUUCAAAUGCAUAUCAGAGGGUGUCCAUUAGACUUGACCAUUUAUAGUCUAUCGGUCGCUUCACUCAGAGACGAUUAUGAAGAAGUGCGUAUGGGUGGAUUGAAUCUGAUGGGUGUGCUUAGUUCUUUAUACCCUGACCAUCAUAUGAAAUUAGCUCAUGAAGAAGUAGAAGAGACAACACGUCUUAUUGACGAUGCAUUCAACAAAGUAUGCGACCUUGUGAAUGAUUCAGCCAUUACCAUUCGAACAAAAGCCUGUGUGAUGAUGGCAUCGUAUCAGCAUGUUGGUUCAGACAUGUUGAACCAAACAUUCAGUAAACAGAUCAUGUCUCAUUUGAAGCGUAAAGUACCUAAAUACAAACUGCAACAAAAGAAAUAUGCCAAUGGAGCUAUUCCUGUGGCUGAAGGUGAUAUUGAUGUUGAAUCCAAUGAAUUUCACUUGUUGGAUUCAGGUGCUUGUGGUUCAUUUAUUCACGGUUUGGAAGACGAAUAUCAAGAAGUGAGAAAUGCUUCUAUAGACUCUAUUUGUGAAUUAUGCAUGUAUAAUGAACAACUGACAAAAAGGGCCACCGAAUUCCUUGUUGAUAUGUUUAAUGACGAUAUUGACAAGAUUCGCUUAAAUGCUAUUCAGAGUUUAAGAAAGAUUGGUACAAGGUCUCCUAUCGAAUUUGAUGAAGAACAACUUGAGAUUGCUGUAGGUGCAUUAGAAGACAGUGAUCCUAUUGCUAGACAGGCUACACAUGAUUUAUUUACGGUUGUACGUAUGACAGUUCAGAUAUCCUUAACUACUUUAUUGGAUGCACUUGAAGCCAACAUGAAAAGAUAUCCUAUGGACAUCUUAUCUAUUUAUCGUUGUUUAGCGGAUGUUGGCAAAAAACAUGAAGAUUAUGUUGAAGUACUUGUGCCUAAUCUAUUGAAACUCGACAAACGAUAUCUUGCUAGAGAAGCCAAUACAGAAGACAAUAUGUACACUGCUUAUGUGAUUUUGAUUGUCAAUGCUUGUGUUUCGAAUGUCAAGAUACUAAAUCAAUUGCCAAAGUAUGUAUUUAGACAUUUUGCUUAUUUCAAGAGCAAAUAUCCAGACUGUGUACCUGAUUUAAGAAGACUAUACAAAGCAGCUGGUAUCAAACUGGAAGGCGAUGUGGAUUGUUUACCAAUGACAUUUAGCGCUUCAGCCAACAAGCUUGUUGCAUCGGACGCAGAAAGCUACAUGGUAGCCACUAUUGAUAUGCUCCAGGUCAUUAAAUCACAAGUCGAACACAACGAGUUAACCACAGCACUGUUGACCAUUGAAGUAGCCACCCGAAAUUUCAAAUAUAUUUCUAGUUUAAAGCCUUCCUUGGUAGGUAAAUCUGAACUAGCACAACUUUAUCUAGGCUGUUAUGAAACAGUGAUUAAGAUAAGACAAAGUCAUUCUUCACCUACGUAUGCAUCGACAGCGCAAAUGGUAGCCGCUUUUCUUUUGCGUCACUCUUAUACGAUACAACAUACCUUCUUGGGACUGUCUAAAAAGACAUUGCAGGCUGCCAUGUAUUUUCGUAUUUUGGCCAACAUGGUUUGGAUGGUCAAACUGAUUCAGGAUGAUAUGGAUGAACAAGACGAUACACUGAUAGAGUUAAAAGCUAAUUUACUGUCAGCCAGUGAAAAUCCAACCGCGCUAAGAAUGAUUAAACUUCAUUCGUUUAUUCCAGUAAUGAAGCGAAUGACUGCUGAAAUUACCCAGCCUUUACCAAAUCCCGAUAAGCCUUACAAAUUCACAUCCCAGUUUCCUGUCAAGAUACAUAUUGAAGCCGACAUUUUCAAUGCAUUUGAUACAAACUCGCUUGCUGUUGAGUUUAUCUUGCCAGAUCAAACUUCUUUUAUUUUUUGGCCGGCUCCAGGGCAUUUUAAACAAACAACCCCUUAUUGUUUUAAACUUGGUACAGAUGUUGAACUAAAAUUGUCUCCCUGGACAGAACCCGGUGUAGUCAUUGUUCGCAUCGUUCAAUCUUUUGAACCUGAUUUACCUGGCCUUGACGAGUACAUUAUGCAAUAUCCCAACUAUGCUUGCUCCACUCAUACUUCAAGAUCAUCUUCUGUCAUUAGUGAACAUUUAAAAUAUCGAUUGUGUCCAAUGCAUGUCAAUUAA